Cyprinodon variegatus (sheepshead minnow) is the source of this 1239-nucleotide messenger RNA. RefSeq names its product olfactory receptor 52K1-like (gene or55e1). Bases 6 to 1001 code for a protein of 331 amino acids. NCBI's taxonomy places the organism in Eukaryota, Metazoa, Chordata, Actinopteri, Cyprinodontiformes, Cyprinodontidae. The record is from RefSeq and is a predicted model, not a curated record. The transcript has a single exon. Gene Ontology annotation, biological process: G protein-coupled receptor signaling pathway. Gene Ontology annotation, molecular function: olfactory receptor activity; G protein-coupled receptor activity. Gene Ontology annotation, cellular component: membrane.
GCGCCAUGAUUGAAACUCCAUUAAUCAGAAACCGAUCCCACACCACCCUUCAGUUCAGAUGUUUUCCUGAGCUAAGAGAGUACCACUGGAUCCUGGCACUUCUGUCCUCUCUUUGCUUCCUGUCUGUGCUGCUAGGAAACUCAGUGCUGGUGUAUGUUAUCCGCAGGGUGCAGCAUCUAUACAGCCCCAUGUACUUCCUCAUCUGCAUGCUGUGCGUUGUAGACAUUCUAGUGGUCACCACCAUCCUCCCCAACAUGCUUUUCACCCUGCUCUUCAACUGGAACCGCAUUUCGCUGGUUGGCUGCCUCAUCCAGAUGUUCUUCACACACUUCCUCUCCUCCCUGGAGUCCACUCUGCUGCUGGCGAUGGCGCUGGACCGCUAUGUGGCCAUCUGCAAGCCGUUGCGCUACACAGACAUCAUGAAUUUGUCCAUGUUCCUAAAGAUGCUUUUCUUCACUCUCUUGCGCAGCCUCUCCAUCAUGUCAACAUUAGUGGUUCUUGCCAGUUCUCUUUGGUUCUGCAGCUCCAACUCCAUUCAGCACUGUUACUGUGACCACAUGGCGCUGGUCAGCCUGGCAUGUGGCAGUACAGAAAAGAACAAUGCAGCUGGAUUGGCGGUGAUCAUCUGUUUCGUUGGUGUGGACAUCCCUAUUAUCUUCUUCUCCUACAUGAAGAUCCUGAAGGUCGUGCUUCGCGCUGCAGCGGGUAGUGAGGCCCGUCUGAAGGCAAUUCACACCUGCAGCACCCAUCUGAUGGUUAUGAUGUGUUUCUACCUGGUGGGCACCAUCAGCUUCUUGUCCCACAACCUUAACCUUCCCUUAGAGACAGGCAUCAAUACCCUUAUGGGUGUGAUGUACAUCCUGAUCCCAGCAACGGUCAAUCCCAUCAUCUAUGGAGUUCGCACCAAAGAGAUCCGUCAUGGUCUUCAGAGGCUGUUUAAACUCAGGGAAAAAAAGAUCCUGACUUUAAAAAUUUCCCCGUCUGGAAAAGGACAAGCAUGAUGGACAGAGGAGUUAGGUCAAAAACGUUAUUGAUAAUUGAGUCUAUCCCUUUAGAUGCAAUGAGAUAAACCUCUGGCUUUAAGAGGUUUAACUUCAAUAAUUCCCCUCUUACAUUCCCAAAAGUGUUUGCUAAUCUGCCUUUACAUGCACAUGAACUUGACUGACACACUUUCAACACAUAGGGACUAUGAUUUCAUAUCAAACUUUUCAACGAUAAUAGUUUUGGAAAAGUUUUAAA